GUUUGUUAACAAACAUAACCUUCAAUUUAAAUUCCUAGAUACGACAUAGACAUGAUGCUAUUUUCACUGACAUUACGUUUAAUCUUGAAGCGCUUUUUGUGUUCUAUCUUGCAUUAAAAUGGACAUUCAAUUAAGAUGAUAAUAGGAGUCUUUAAACUUGUCUCACUCCGCUAAUCUAUCUUGUAAAGAUACUCCGAUUUUAAUGUAUUUUAAAUACCAGGAGUAAUUAAUAGUAGAUUUUCAAAAUUAUUUAUCUGUGGUGAGUCAAAGGACUGUUUUUUUAAUAAAAAAACUGCUAAAUUGACAAUGUAAUUAGAUAUUUUUAUGAUUUUAGUGAGACUAUACUAAUAUGAUUUCAAUUUAUAGAAUCAGAUCUAUGCAUCAUUUAUAUAAACCUUUCUUUUAUGAUAGUCAUAAGUGUUUACUAUUUGGAAGAUAUAGUAGGAUAUUAAAUUUCAAUAAUGAAUUGAAUAGUUCUAUGUUAAUAUACACAGAUAAGAGAAUUGAGGGAAGAUCUAGUUUAACUGAUAAGCAAUAUAAGUAUUGCAAAUAUAGGCCUAGAACUUCUUCAUCACAGUUGAACAUCAAUUGUAUUUGUUCCUCACAGUGUCGCUGUACAAGUACCAAUAUUAAAAGUUCUUUUGUAAGUAUUUUACUUAGUGAUAGAAAGAAAUUUUUAGAAAAGUUUUCUGCAGUGAGACUAGUUGAUAGUUCUUCGGAUUCAAUCAAGCCAUAUUUAAAACUUAUGCGUAUUGAUCGACCCAUAGGAACAUGGCUGUUAUUCUGGCCCUGUGGUUGGAGUAUUGGGAUGGCUGCAGUGCCCAGCUGCCUACCUCCUUUGGAUCUGCUCACUCUCUUCGCAGUGGGAGCGUUCAUCAUGCGAGGAGCAGGCUGCACCAUCAAUGACAUGUGGGAUAAAGACAUCGAUGGAAAGGUGGCUCGGACCAAAGAUCGUCCGCUGGUGAGUGGAGCCCUAUCGCAGUGGGAUGCUCUAGUGUUCCUCAGUGGACAGCUUGGUUUAGGCUUACUGGUGCUGCUGCAGCUUAACUGGUCUAGCAUCUUGCUAGGUGCAAGCUCUCUUGGCCUCGUGGUCUUGUACCCUCUAAUGAAAAGGAUCACAUACUGGCCCCAGUUGAUCCUGGGGAUGACUUUCAAUUGGGGGGCUCUGUUGGGAUGGUCCGCUGUCCACGGUUCCUGUGACUGGACCGUCUGUCUUCCUCUCUACACCGCGGGCAUCUGCUGGACCAUCAUCUACGAUACAAUAUACGCUCAUCAGGACAAGGUGGAUGACCUGAGGCUAGGGAUCAAGUCCACAGCCAUCAAGUUUGGAGAGGACACCAAGACUAUACUGUCUGUGUUUGGUGGUCUGAUGGUAGGAGGUCUUGUACUCAGUGGGAUACAGUGUGGCCAGACUUGGCCCUACUACUCGGCGGUAUCUGUCGUUGCUGCUCAUCUUGCCAACCAGUUGUUGACAUUGAAUAUUAACAACCCAACCGAUUGUGGGCAGAAGUUCCUUUCCAACCAGAGGGUUGGUCUCAUUUUGUUCCUUGGAAUCGUCCUCGGGAACUUGCUCAAGGAGAUGCCCGCCUCGGAUGAAGCUCCUGUCUUAGAUAAGUAAUGUGAUCAAAUGCUGUUACCGUCACCUAGUCACUGUAUUACCUGACUGUUUUAAUAAUAAAGUUGUUUGUUUAACUUUUA
Homalodisca vitripennis (glassy-winged sharpshooter) is the source of this 1698-nucleotide messenger RNA. It is a transcript of the gene Coq2, whose product is annotated as 4-hydroxybenzoate polyprenyltransferase, mitochondrial. The transcript has 6 exons. Bases 350 to 1618 code for a protein of 422 amino acids. Gene Ontology annotation, biological process: ubiquinone biosynthetic process. NCBI's taxonomy places the organism in Eukaryota, Metazoa, Arthropoda, Insecta, Hemiptera, Cicadellidae. Gene Ontology annotation, cellular component: mitochondrial inner membrane. The record is from RefSeq and is a predicted model, not a curated record.